UAAUUUGGAACUGUUUACGUCAACGAUCAAUUAUAACCUCAAAAUUUUCAUCUGAAUUUAUUUUAAUAAUGAAACCAAACAAAUACAACUUAUUUAUUGUAUAUGGAAUAUCAUUUAUGGAUUUAUUCGCGAUAGGUUUAAUGUUUCCACUUUUACAACCCCAUUUGCGAUCCCUAGGUGCUUCGCACCUUACGAUAGGAUUAAUGGGUUCGACCUAUUCAGCUUUGCAAGUUUUAGCGGGACCUUUAAUAGGUAGUUGGAGUGAUUUACGGGGAAGAAAACAGGUUUUAAUAUUAACAUUAAUUAUUUGUAUGGUUUGUUAUUUUUUAAUUGGUUUGUCUAGUUGGGUUUUUUUAAUAUUUAUAUUCCGAUUUAUUUUGGGAGGAUUUAAACACACCCAAACGUUGUGUAAAGCUCUAAUUGUUGAUUUGUUACCAAAAAAUGAACAUGCACAGGCGUAUGGUCGCUCAAGUGGUUUAGGAAUGUUGGGGUUUGUUAUUGGACCUAUUUUAGGGGGUCAUGUUUCAGAAUUAAAUGAUGGUUUUAUGUACGUUUGUUGGAUAACUUCUGGAUUAUUUUUAAUUAACAUUACUUUAACAUGUUUUUUGCCAAGUACAAAAGGAUCAUUUAAAUCUGAAAAAGUAGUUAAUCUUUUCGAUUUAAUUAAAGGGAUAAAUUUGGAGAUGAAGAAAUCUGUGGAAAUUCUUAAAAAAAUCAACUGGAAAAUUUAUUGGGAUGCGUUUUUAAUCCGAUUUUUAUUUGGAAUAACCACAUCGUUUUUCCAUUCAAACCAAUCUUUAUAUUUAAAAGAAAAGCACAAUCUUUCACAGCUUUACAUUGGUUACACAAUUUCAUUUUUUAGUAUCAUUGGUGUUUUAACAUCUUUAACACUUGGUUGGAUUACAGAAACUUUUUAUAAAAAUGACACAAAUUGUUUGCAAAGACUUUUUCAUUCAUUCAUAAUCCUCUCAAUUUCCUGUCUGGGUUUUUACCUGGCGCCAAAUUUAAUUGUUUUUUACACGUUUCUGGUUCCAUUUGGAAUUACAACCGCUUUAGUUCGAAUCGUUAGCAUGGAAAUGAUGCUAACAAAAUCGGGAAAGGAAGAAAAGGGGUCAUUAUCAGGUGCUUCGAAUAGUAUUAUGUCUAUUUCGAGAUUUUUUACUCCUUUAAUGUCGGGGGUUGUUGGUGAUUUUUUUGGUGAAGAAUCUGUGAUGUUUUUUGCAUUCGUUCCGGCGAUAAUCGGAUCGAUUGUUUGUUAUAAAUUGUUAUCAAAAGUAAAAUUUGAAUAAAUAAAAAAAAAAUAAUAAAAAAUAGGGUUUCGUCCUUCAAUUUAAACGCAAGCGCUUUCGAACCCA
This is a messenger RNA of Onthophagus taurus, 1355 nucleotides long. RefSeq names its product major facilitator superfamily domain-containing protein 9-like. NCBI's taxonomy places the organism in Eukaryota, Metazoa, Arthropoda, Insecta, Coleoptera, Scarabaeidae. The record is from RefSeq and is a predicted model, not a curated record. Gene Ontology annotation, molecular function: transmembrane transporter activity. Gene Ontology annotation, biological process: transmembrane transport.